AUGCGUCGUAUUUUUGCUGAGCUGGAGCCAUCUUUAAUCGUCACCGAACAAAACCUGGCAGACCGAGUUCGGUAUAUCUUGCGCUCAAAUAUAUUUGAUGUCGCCGAACACGAACUACUACGACGUGAGGCCGUUCCCUCAUCGGAUGAAAAUGCUACGGCUGAGGAUACGGUGCCACAAAUUGCAGAGCAACCCACAAACGUGGAUGCCGCCGUGAAUACCCCAGUUGUGGUUAAUUCAAACGAUGAUGAUGAUGAUGAGUACAUUGGAAGAGGCGAUUGUGAAAACGUGCAGUACGCCUCUCGAAAAUCGACCGCGACUACCCGCAUAGCUCUAAGCAAGCGAAAUCGGGUUGUCGUGAGGGCUCUGAACCCAAUGCUGGUGACAUAUUUGGAAGCCAGCCGGGACCUUUGCGAGACUAACUCAAUUCUUUUUGGCGCCGCACUGGCAGUAUGUCGCAUUAUAGGCGCCAAACUUUCCACGGCUGGACGCGCUACUGGACAAAGUAGCGCUAUCCCAGACUGGAAAAUAAGAAUUGUAGAACGUAUCGCAAAGGCUAGGGCCCUCAUCGGCAGACUGAUAUGCUUCAGGUCAGGUAAUAACAGUCCGAGGAUUGUGCGCACCGUCAGAAUGGCAUUUGCUGGGACAAAUGUUAGUUUGUCCCAGCCGGAUAUAAUGCAAAAACUGACGGAGCGCAUAGACGACCUGAAGCAGAGAAUCGAUGUUUGGGGAAAGCGGAUUCGGCGAUAUACCGAGAGGUUGACACGGUUUAAUCAGAAUCGUCUCUUCCAGAGUGAUCAGAAAAGGCCCUAUGAAUCAUUUGAGCGACCAAUGGUAAGAGGAACGGGCCCAGCACCGAAUCAGGCCAACUCUGUAGCAUUCUGGCGCGGCCUGUGGUCAGAGCCCAUAAACCACACCGAGGGCCCUUGGACGGAAGUUGUGGCGAGUCAGUGUGCGAGUAUUAUGCCCAUGGAACCCGUCGCAAUAACGCCGGAUGACGUAGCAGAGGCGGUCUGUAGAGCCCCGAACUGGAAAAGUCCGGGACUCGACGGGCUGCAUCACUACUGA
This is a messenger RNA of Parnassius apollo (apollo), 1068 nucleotides long. NCBI's taxonomy places the organism in Eukaryota, Metazoa, Arthropoda, Insecta, Lepidoptera, Papilionidae. The record is from the annotation of a GenBank genome assembly.